Molecule: messenger RNA, 687 nt
Organism: Anopheles maculipalpis
Lineage: Eukaryota; Metazoa; Arthropoda; Insecta; Diptera; Culicidae
Exons: 2
Coding region: 1-687 (228 amino acids)
Source: RefSeq, a predicted model, not a curated record
AUGCAACUCAACAGUCGAGACUACGUAGCCCAGUCCACCGUUUGUGCGCUGUUCGCUUGUUUACUGGUCGCGCUUGUUAGUGGUUCCGUUCGGGCGUCCCAGUGCACAAACCCUGCCAACGAAACUGCCCCAUUUGAGGUGCAUCACAACCGCGAUCGACGGUACGUGCUCAGCUUUCCGGUUAACGGUGGUGUGGCGAAAGUGAUUUUCGGUUUCGUCGCACCCGUCCGCUUUCACCACAUGCUCAAGCGCAGUCUGAACCUGGGCAUUAACCUGCAGGCCAACUAUCGCAUCCUGUCGAACAUUAUCUUCCCGCACCCGGACUCGGUGUGGCAGAAUCGCUACAGCGAAGAAACGUACAUCGAUACGGGGCGUCGGCAGCUGUACGAGCUGCUGGAGAAGUUUCUCGGCAGAACGGACGCGAGCCGGAGCAGCAGCCAAAGUGCAAGGGCACGUGCCUGUCUGUUGCGUACGAUAUGCGAGGUGGCCGACUCACCGCUGACCCACAAUGGGAUGGUCGGCGAAAUAUUGGACGUUAUUUUCACGCCUGGCGAUACAGAUGACCUGCCCGACGAGUAUAAAAUGGCCCGGAAGUAUGGCGCUAACGGGGUAAACUGUUCCCGGCUGUAUGAGGCGUGUCCAUUCGGGCAUGGUAUUUUGGACACAAUUACGGCGAUGCAUUGGUGA